Molecule: messenger RNA, 1490 nt
Organism: Meira miltonrushii
Lineage: Eukaryota; Fungi; Basidiomycota; Exobasidiomycetes; Exobasidiales; Brachybasidiaceae
Exons: 1
Coding region: 30-1241 (403 amino acids)
Source: RefSeq, a predicted model, not a curated record
UCUCUACCUACUUCCUCAUCAUAGCCAAAAUGGCAUCCUACGGCUUGUUGGCUUUGAGCACAGCAAUUUCAGCUUUCACAUACAGUCACAUCUGGCUAAAUGACUCAGCAUUCAAGCAAUCCAUCCCAAAAGUCGUCAAAGCAUGUGGAACUUUGGUUCCUUUUACCUCGCUAAGGGAAGCAGAUCCUGUCACCGCUUUGAGGGAAUUGAUUUGCGUUCGACUGUCAUUCUUGCGUCUAUUAUACGCUGACCAAGCAGGAUUUGGAGCACUUUUGGUAUUUGCAUCCGUUUUUGUGCCUUUCUUCCUUCGUCUAAGCUACCAAGCUGCUUCUCCAAACACACGUUCACUCUUGCAAGGGCCAAUCUUGCCAACAUUGGCAGUAUUAAUCACAAGCGCUGAUGUUUUACUGAUCGGAAGUGGUGUAGCAUUGUUCAUUCCAACUUUGAUCGCUCUGCUAUACACCCUUGGCGCCUCUCCUUCAAAAGCAUCCGCUCUUCCAAAGCUACCUUGUCCUGCACAGGCUGUUUAUGGCGCAAAUCUCACUGCUGCUUUCUUGUCCGCCUUUUUCAUCGGUACACUGAUGUACGAUGAAGAACUUACAAGUACUGAAUUCUGGUGGGAGCAAUUCGUGCCUGAACAAGUGUUGCAAUACACAAACAUCCUGACACACGUCAACGAUCUCUUCUCAAACGUCUACCCAGUCGUGAUUCUACCCAUUCUCUGGCUAGGUUACCACAGCGUAAAGCGGAUCCAUAAUGAAGAAGAUGCAAAGAAACAAUUGGACUACUAUUUGGCAGCUGAAAUUGCUUAUGGAUUCGAGCGUACAUGGGCAUAUUAUCGUCAAGCUGGAUUGCUCUCGUUCUUAGCAUACCUUUAUGGCGUUUCACAGAUUUAUCGUGGUGUGGUUGCCACAAAGAAGAUCCCUGGUCCAGCAACGCAAUACAUCUUACUCGUUUCACUUUUGAUCACCCUUGCUUCUCUUACCAUUGCAAUAGUAGACGCACAAUCGGCCCCAGAUGAUGGACUGGAUGAAGAAGCUAAAAAGGCAAUCGAACGUGCACCAGCAGGCAAUCCUGGCGUGGAAGACAAUAUUAAAGUUUUGGCUGUUUUGUCGCUCGUCACAGGACCAAGUAUGGCAUUCAUGCUCUGGUACGCUCAUCAAGAAGAAAUUCGUGGUUGGAAAGGCAGAAGGGCAUGGAGACAAAAUUCGGCUAGCAAGGGCGAACUUGCAGUCAAAUGAUACCUUUUUAUCACCACAAAAACAAAACUCAAUUCUUCCCCUCCCGCUCUUCCUGCUUUUCUCUAUCAUUACACAUGUUCAUUGCCCUUAUAGAUAUAAUACAAAUGCCUUUCGAAUGCCAAUUGUUGUAUAAACAUUAUCCUUUCAUCUUUUCUUCUUCAGCUACUGCUUGUGCUUUUUGCUGUUCUACUGAUUCUGCGAUACUCUUGUGUGAGCCUUGUUGAGUGAUUACAUAUUGUUCUUUAUCAC